Molecule: messenger RNA, 1425 nt
Organism: Salvelinus sp. IW2-2015
Lineage: Eukaryota; Metazoa; Chordata; Actinopteri; Salmoniformes; Salmonidae
Product: protein NLRC3-like
Biological process (GO): intracellular signal transduction
Source: RefSeq, a predicted model, not a curated record
AUGACACCAAAGCUAAGAGAUUCAGAUGAUCCUGCUGUGAUUUGCCAAAGUGAACUCAAAUCUAAUCUAAAGAAGAAGUUUCAAUGUGUAUUUGAGGGGAUCGCUAAACAAGGAAACCCAACACUUCUCAAUAAGAUCUACACCGAGCUCUACAUCACAGAGGGUGGAACAGGAGAGGUCAARAAUGAACAUGAGCUGAGACAGAUUGAGACAACAACCAGGAAACAAGCAAGACCAGAGACUGCAAUCAAAUGUAACGACAUCUUCAAACCCUUAACUGGACAAGACAAACUUAUCAGAACUGUGCUGACAAAGGGAGUCGCUGGCAUUGGAAAAACAGUCUCUGUGCAGAAGUUCAUUCUGGACUGGGCUGAAGGAAAAGCAAAUCAGGAUGUCCAAUUUGUAUUUUCAUUUCCUUUCCGGGAGCUGAAUUUGAUAAAAGGGGACAAACACACUUUUAUUGAACUUCUUAAUCACUUCUCAAUGGAAACCAAACAAUCAAUAAUCUCCAACUUCAACAAGUACAAAGUUCUGUUCAUCUUUGAUGGUCUGGAUGAGUGCCGACUGCCCCUAGACUUCCAGAAGAACAAGAUCUGUUGGGACGUGACAGAGUCAACCUCAGUGGAUGUUCUGCUGACAAAUCUCAUCAAGGGAAAUCUGCUUCCCUCUGCUCUCCUCUGGAUAACUACACGACCUGCCGCAGCCAAUAAGAUCCCUUCAGGGUGUGUUGACCAGGUGACAGAGGUACGAGGGUUCAAUGACCCACAGAAGGAGGAGUACUUCAGGAAGAGAUUCAGUGAUGAGGACCUGGCCAGCAGAAUCAUCUCACACAUAAAGACAUCAAGGAGCCUCCACAUCAUGUGCCACAUUCCAGUCUUCUGUUGGAUUUCUGCAAUAGUCCUUGAACACAUGCUGAAACAUAAGAGAGAAGAGAUGCCKAAGACUCUGACUGAGAUGUACACACACCUUGUGGUGUUUCAUACCAAACAGAAGAAUGAAAAGUACCUUGGGAAAGAAGAGACAGGUCCACAVUGGAAUAAAGAGAGCAUUCUGUCACUGGGAAAACUGGCUUUUCAACAGCUUGUGAAHGGCAAUCUGAUUUUCUAUGAAGGAGACCUGAAGGAGGCUGGCAUUGAUGUCAAUGAAGCCUCAGUGUACUCAGGAUUGUGCACACAGCUCUUUAAAGAGGAAUGUGUGCUGUACCAGAACAAGGUGUACUGCUUUGUUCAUCUGAGCAUUCAGGAGUUUCUGGCUGCUGUAUAUGUGUUCCUCUCAUUCAUCAACAACAAUGAGAAUCUAAUGGACAAACUGCAAACAAAAGACAAGUCUGAAGUUACUUUCUACAAGAGUGCUGUGGAAAAGCCUUACAAAGCGUGGCACCGGAAAGCUGGACACCUGUUUUCCUCGCUCCUUUGGCCUUCAUGA